UCUGCUUUUUUUCUCAAAUUCAUCUAUCGCCUCCGAAAUUCGUUUAUUCAUUUUUUUUGUGAUUUCUUUUUAUGAUUCGAAAAAUCAAUUAGUAAAACAUAAAAUUACAAAAUGAAAAUCAUCACUGCUCAAGCUCCGGUCAACAUUGCCGUAAUAAAAUAUUGGGGUAAAAAAGAUGAAAAUCUAAUUAUUCCAUUGAAUGAUUCAAUCAGUGGUACACUGUCAAUGGAACAUCUUUGUGCAACAACUUCAAUUGCAUUCAGUAAUGAAUUCGAUUCAAAUCGUAUGUGGUUAAAUAAUGUUGAAGUAAAAAUCGAAGAUAAUAAGCGAUUAGUUCGUUGUAUUGAAAAUGUUCGAAAAUUAGCCGAAUCAACAAUUGGUUGGCCAUCGGAUCAUCAUAUUCGUAUAUGUUCCAAAAACAAUUUUCCAACUGCUGCUGGUUUAGCAUCAUCAGCUGCCGGUUAUGCUUGUCUUUGUUAUGCAUUAUGUAAAUUGUUUGAAAUCAACGAUCCUAAAAUUAUAUCAUCAUUAGCCCGUUUAGGUUCGGGUUCAGCUUGUCGUUCAAUUUAUGGUGGUAUUGUACGAUGGAUUGCCGGUUAUGAUCAUCAAACUUCUAUUGCUCGACAAGUGAUCACUGAAAAUGAAUGGCCAGAAAUUCGUAUUCUUGUCUGUGUUGUCAAUGAUCAUCGUAAAGAUACAUCAAGUACAUUCGGUAUGCAGCUUAGCUGUCAAACAAGUCCAUUGAUUAAAUAUCGUGCCGAACAUGUUGUGCUUGAACAUUGUGAUCAAAUAACCAAAGCGAUUAUGGAAAGAAAUUUUGAAAAGUUUGCUGAAAUUACAAUGAAAGAUUCUAAUCAAUUUCAUGCUAUUUGUCAAGAUACUUAUCCACCAAUCCGCUACAUGAAUGAUAUUUCAUGGUCGAUUGUAAAUCUGAUUCAUUUUAUUAAUAAUUUAUUUGGCUACAAUGUUGCAUGCUAUACAUUUGAUGCUGGUCCAAAUGCAUGUAUUUAUUGUCUGGACAAUAAUGUACCUAUAUUGAUCAAAUCGAUUCGUCGAAUGUUUCAAAAAAGUGAUGGAACUGAAUUAGCAAUUAAUGGUAUUACAUAUCAAACUGAUCAGAUAAAUAUUGAUCAAAAACUUUGCGAUUACAUUGAUAUUCGUAAACGAAUGGGUGAUGAUUUAAAGUAUAUCAUUUCCACUCGUUUGGGCAGUGGACCAAAAAUUCUUAGUAAUCAAUAUGAUUCAAAUUGUCUUCUCAGUGCCAAUGGUUUGCCUAAAAAUUAAAUUGAUUUGUAUUAUUUUUUUACAAAUUUAUUUGACUGAAACGCUAAAAAUUAAACAGAAAUUAAAGUUAGUUUUUUUUAA
Molecule: messenger RNA, 1365 nt
Organism: Dermatophagoides pteronyssinus (European house dust mite)
Lineage: Eukaryota; Metazoa; Arthropoda; Arachnida; Sarcoptiformes; Pyroglyphidae
Gene: Mvd
Product: mevalonate diphosphate decarboxylase
Biological process (GO): isoprenoid biosynthetic process; isopentenyl diphosphate biosynthetic process, mevalonate pathway
Cellular component (GO): cytosol
Molecular function (GO): diphosphomevalonate decarboxylase activity
Source: RefSeq, a predicted model, not a curated record